UCUCCUGCAUUGGCAGGCGCGUCUUUACCACUGGUGUUCCUUUGGAAAUCCGUUGUACGGAAGUGAGGGAGCUCAUUGACGUGCCCUGGGGUGCAGACACAGAGGGUUGGGGUGGGGAGCUGCACAUGUCCCUCUGGGCCCCUUGCCCCCCAAACUCACCCAACCGCCCAUCACUGCUAGCUACAGGAUUGUUUCCAGCCUCCUGGGCUGUAACAGGCAAAUUAUUUCAUUUUUUAUUUACUCCCCUCACCCCACCCACAUCCCCUGACUGCAGACAGGUUCUUGGGAUACUUGUCUGGAAGUAAAUAAAGGGAGAUGCUGAGCAUCGCUCCCAGGCGUACAGCGUGACCCUUGCCCUAACCUGAGGGUAGAGCUGUGUCCAGAAUGGCAGCUGCCCCUCUUCCUCAUGCUGGAGGGCAGCUCUGGUAAGGUGGCUGAUCCCAGCAUGGGAAACGCUUUCUUCAGUUCAGCUGCAUGAUCAUCCAGCUGAUGAUCAUCCACCAUCCAGGUGGUUGGUUGCACAGGAUGGCGUGCGCGCUUCAGUUUGUUGAAAGCAUGGGCUGAGGUUUAGUUCUGACCCGUCCUCACUGAUGACCGUCGUCACCUACCAGGUCUGGGGAAAUCGAUGGCUCCCUAGCUCCUUUGGGAAUUCUGGUGAGUCAGCGUAAUUUAUACUCCUGUGUGCCCGGUGUUCGGAGUUCAUCGGUCUUCCAGCUCUCAGGGAGGAAGACGGCUGAGAGCCAGGCAGGCAGUCGCUCUGGGCCUUGGGGCGCUGAUGCCAGCGUUCCGAGUGGCACCGACUCUCACGCACCUGCCAGUGUCACUCCGAGAGGGGCUCUUUGCUUCUGGAAAAGAUGCUUUGCACGCCCACCCAGUUGAAGACAGAGCUAGUUGGAGACGCUCUGCAAAUGAAGUCUUCAGCUGUCGGCAGGGACAAGCACUGCAGCGCCUGGUGGGGGCCAGGCCCCCAGGAGGACCGCCGGGGCUGGGGAGGGGUUGGUGCAGGAGCUGCCGGGAAUCCUGUGGCCUUUGCUAGAGGAGGAAGUGGCUUCCGGUGGGGCCUGGGCAGGAGCCGACGUUCCAGUCAGUGGGGAGAAGUGAGAGCUGGGGAGGGGAAACCGCCCCAGGAAGGUGCCCUGGAGCCCCCUAACCGCCUAGAUGGAUGCCCAGAGUGUUAGCCUCUCGGGGGUGUGUGAGAGUGAGUAUCACCCAGGAAUGCCAACAUCCGAGCCCCAGGUAUGCAUCCAGGCCCGCGGUGCCCCCGUCAUCCCAGCGGGCCUUGUGCUCUCGUCUCGGGGACCCCCAGCCUGAGCCUGUCUGCAGCGUUUGGACUUGGUGCACCCUUCCUCCGAGACAUCGCUGUGGCCAGGUCCUCUGGUGCUCGGGGCUCUCGUGGGCGCCCCCAUGCCCAUUUCCACCCCUGGAAGCCAGCCACACGCAGAGCUGGCUUCCCAGUUUCCGCCGGGUGGUGGGCUUUUGCUCUUGAGGAAGGCAGGACCAAACAGGAGGUUUCCAAAGGGAGGAAGUCCGGAGUCUGGAAGGCUCGGCCUGUGCCCCUCUCCCGCCCCCCAGCAUCAGCAGCCCCUCCCGCAAUCCGCCGAUGCCCCCUGCUCACGGCCAUCAGGCCCAGCGGCCCCCGGGCGGCCGGUCAGAGCCUGCUCGCUAGCUGCCCCCGCAGGCCUGGCAGCAGACGCCCCUUGGGUAGGUUCUCCGUGGAGCACGCGUUUCUGGCAGCCGCGAGCCAGAAAGCGGAAGUAGGGAGCGUCGUGGGCGGAGCCAGGAGCCCCGUGCGCUGCGCUUUAAAACCAGUCAGCGUGUGCCGGGUCUGCGGCCCGCCAGCAGCCUUGGAAGAGGAGCCCGCUCAGAUCCAGCAAAACCAGUCGCUGCUUCAUGAGCCGCGGCCUCCGGAGCCAAGGCCAAGCCUCCUCAGGCCUCGCCGCGUGCUCCCCGGCACAGUCACCGAGAAGAAGCCUCCCCGGGCCCUCCCUGGCGGGCCAGUGGUUAGCGCUCUGCAUUUGCACUGCCGCGGGCCCGGCUCGCGUCUCUGGUUGGGGGGCUAGGACCCCGCAGCCUGUCUGGUGCAGGCUCCUCCCGGUGCCCGGAAGAAACCAUUUCCACAGUUUGGUAAUAUAAACCACAGUCUUUUUUUUUUUCUUUUUUAAAUCUAAACAGCUGAACAGUUGGUUCUGGAAACUUCAUUACCUCCUAUUUCACUGUAGGGUAAUAUAAUCAUGUCUGUACCUUCAGGAGAAAGAGGGUUCGAAAACAUCUUUAAAAUGUGUGACCAUUUUUCAGUCUCAUAGCGCAGAGAAGAGGCAAUGUGAUAAGACAGCUGUAUUAAAGAUGAAAAUUGAAAUGGGCCGCUGGGAACCGGGCCAGCAGAGAAGUAACAUUUGUUACUGAAGCCUGAGAAGCGGGGAGUUUUUUUUUUAAUGUGGGAUUAGAGAUGGGCUGGGUUUUGAAGAUGAGCAUUAAGCUCCCAUGAUGGCGUACUUGGCGUUUCACCGAGCCAGCCUAGUGGCACAUCAGAAGGUUGGCUUCUGCCAAGUGGAUCUUCAUUCCUAAAAAGAGUUCCUGGCCCGAAAAACAUCUUCCUCUUUACUUACGCUGGUAAGCCAGGUUGAGCAGGGUGGGGAUGUAGGCAGAGAGACUUUUGUGCUGAGUCGCUUCGGUCGUGUCUGACUCUAUGACCCCGUGGACUGUAGCCCACCAGGCUCCUCUGUCCAUGGGGUUCUCCCGGCAGGAAUACUGGGGUGGGUUGCCAUGCCCUCCUCCAGGGGAUCUUCCCCACCCAGGGAUCCAACCCAUGACCCUUCUGUCUCCUGCAUUGGCAGGCGGGUUCUGGGAAGCCGCCCCAAAGUGUGCUCAUGAAAACGAGCAUGUUAUCUAGGGGGCCACUGCAGUGAGCCCCUCAGAGAGGCUGAGGAGCGAGGGCUAUGAUGGGCCGGGGAGGGAGAGAUGGGAGCCUCGCUGGUCUGCAGGGCGGGGAGGGGGCUGGCUGUGCCCAGGCCUUGUCUCCAGGCCUCUGGAUCCGUGGGGAGAAGCGCUGGCGGGCCAGGUUUCCGGCUCCACGGGCUUUGUGUCUGCAUGCCGAGGGUCUUCAGUCCGAAGGAGAGGCCGUGUCCCUCCUGUCCCUGUGGUCUGUUUUUCUGCAUGAAAAAGUCAUCGCAAAAAAACUUCAGCUGAUGGACACUAACAUGAAAGUGUGCCAAGAUCUGUCAUUAACUGAAAAAUAAGGGGGAAGAGUCCUUUCCAGAGAAGUAUUUUCCAUAGGAACCAAUUUUUUAAAAAUAGGUAUGUGUGCGUGAGUAUAUGUGCGCUGGUAUUUCAGUAAAUGCCUAUAUUUGUAGUUUCUGGACAGGUGAGCAAAAAGCUGUAACUCUGGGACUGAGUCUGUGGGGAGGGGAGGCGUUUAUUCCUCACGUUAUACCCACCGAGUGUUUUGUUUUUGUCUUCACAAUGGGCGUGCAUUGCUUUCUUGAUUUUUUUUUUUUUUAAGGGACGAAACUUAAACAUUUUAAUAAUACUGGGCUUCCCUGGUGGCUCAGUUGGUAAAGAAU
This is a messenger RNA of Cervus elaphus (red deer), 3560 nucleotides long. RefSeq lists its product as uncharacterized. Bases 1239 to 2060 code for a protein of 273 amino acids. Lineage: Eukaryota; Metazoa; Chordata; Mammalia; Artiodactyla; Cervidae. The transcript is spliced from 2 exons. The record is from RefSeq and is a predicted model, not a curated record.